Messenger RNA from Bombus terrestris (buff-tailed bumblebee), 2113 nucleotides. Its product is annotated as dynein beta chain, ciliary. The coding region runs from base 396 to 1133 and encodes 245 amino acids. Gene Ontology annotation, cellular component: dynein complex. Gene Ontology annotation, molecular function: dynein light intermediate chain binding; minus-end-directed microtubule motor activity; dynein intermediate chain binding. The transcript has 7 exons. Lineage: Eukaryota; Metazoa; Arthropoda; Insecta; Hymenoptera; Apidae. The record is from RefSeq and is a predicted model, not a curated record. Gene Ontology annotation, biological process: microtubule-based movement.
CUCAAAAGAGCGACAGUUUUUUUGGCGUGGCAUCCACCAAUUGCCAGACAGGUGAUUUGUUUCCCGCUCUGGAUGUUCCGCGAAAAAGGGAUUUAGAUUUUGAAUCAACGGUACGACAAUCCACUCUGGAUCUCAAAUUGCAACCAGAAGAUGGUUUUGUGCUAAAAGUUGUACAGUUAGAGGAAUUGCUUCAUGUUCGUCAUUCAGUUUUCAUUGUUGGAUUUGCUGGAACCGGAAAAACGGAAGUUUGGAAAACACUUAAUCGAACAUACUUUAAUCAGCACUUAAAGCCAUAUUAUAACGACUUGAAUCCGAAAGCAGUGACCAAUGACGAACUAUUUGGAAUUAUCAAUCCUGCAACGCGGGAAUGGAAAGACGGAUUGUUCUCCGUGAUAAUGAGAGAUCAGGCAAACAUGACAGGAAAUGAUCCAAAAUGGAUCAUUUUUGACGGCGAUAUAGAUCCGAUGUGGAUCGAGUCAUUAAACACUGUCAUGGAUGACAACAAAGUGUUAACUUUGGCUAGCAACGAAAGAAUCGCUUUAACGGAACACAUGAGGCUUCUCUUCGAGAUUUCAAAUCUUAGGACAGCAACGCCAGCUACUGUUUCCAGAGCAGGAAUUCUUUAUAUAAAUCCACAAGAUAUUGGCUGGUAUCCAUUUGCAACCAGCUGGAUAGAAACAAGAGACCCAGCUGAGAGAGCGAACCUAACCAUUCUGUUCGAUAAAUAUGUACCAUCCCUUGUUGAAAUGACAAAAUCUAGGUUUAAGAAAAUUACGCCAUUACCAGAAAUAUGUCACGUGGAAAUGCUUUGUAAAUUACUGGACUAUUUUCUGAUUAAGGAAAAUGUAACACCGGAUUGCCCAAAGGAAUGGUACGAAUUAUACUUUGCAUUUGCCUGUAUUUGGGCGUUCGGAUCGGCGACCUUUCAAGAUCAAUUGAUCGAUUGGCGAAACGAGUUCAAUAAGUGGUGGCAAAACGAAUUUAAGACUAUCAAGUUUCCUACUGGCAGCAACGUGUUUAAUUUUUUCAUCGAGAACGAAACAAAGAAGUUGGUUCCAUGGAGUGAGAAGAUACAGGCCUUUGAACUGGAUCCUGAUAUACCUCUCCAAGUUCGUUUAAACAAUUUUUCAUAAAAAAAAAUUCUUUAGAUACCAAACAAAUGUUAGAAUAAGAUAAUUUAAGUCUUUAUUCUUCGACUCGUUUCUAGAACUUCAUCCUUUCUUUUUACUGAAAGAUCUGCUGUAAAUGCUUUACGUAGAUCUUUAUUAUAUAAGGAAUUUCAUUUUAGUCGACCACAAUCUAAUCUAAACUAUAUGUUAUUCGAAGAAGUGUUUCAAGUAAAACUUGUUCUGUUUCAAGGAGGACGUCUUAUGACGACUGUAAGAUUUGUCCGUGUGGAGGACUUUUCAACAUCUGAAGGUGACCUUUUUUUUUUAAUGGAACUGUAUAUUUUUUAUACAGUAGAGCUUGAAAAAUAUUUCAGUACUAAUUUCAUGAACUUGAGUGUAAUAUAGAAGAUCAACAAAACAUAAAUAUAAAAGCAUUAUCUUUCCUUGUAUUUAAUACCUAUUUUUGCAGAGAAUUAAAAAAUGCAUCAAAUGAUGUAUAGAGUUUCCACUUUAAAAAGCAAAGGUAACAUUAUAACCUCCAAGGUACAUCCAUCUAGGUAAGAUCAUCAUAAGAUUUAUUAAUAAAUGUUUUCUGUCAAAUGCUUGUCAAAUCAAGGUAACAUUGCUGGUAUUCUUCUAAUAUCCAUAAAAUAUAUUGUUUAAAGCAAGUUUUACUUGAAACACAUUUUCGAAUAAUAUAUAGUUUAGCAGAUAUUUACAUGGACCUAUUGUGACGAGACACCCUGUAUUAUAGAAUUUCUUAUAAUUUUGAUAUAUACAGAGUGCACAAAAAGGUAGAAGAAAAACUUUAGGAGCACGUAGCAAUGAUGAAAACAAGCAAAAAAGGUUUUGAUAAACCCAUGAACCCAUUUGCACCUAUGUUCAUUGAGAUUUCUUCACUUGUUUUGAUGGGUACUAUAUGCUCCUAAAAAUUUUCCCUACUUUCUUGUGCAGCCUUCAUAAACGCAUAAAAUAGAAUUUAAACAGCAUAAAAAAAAAAAAAA